AUCCAGUCCCCUCAACUGCUUGCCGUCCUCUGGCUCUAAGGUCAAGACAUCUCGUACUUCACUCUUUUCUUUUAUGCCGCUUCACUUAGAAUUGAGAUCAUCAGUGAUUCAUCAUCAACAUAAGAAGAUCAAGCUACCGUUCCACAAGUUAAUUUUAACAAAGAACAUUUGAUAUUAUCCAAGAGAGAAAUAAUGAAUAAUUUUCAGUACAGCUAAGCUUUCCAGUUUGAUAGAUGCUAGCUAGUGCUAUGGUUUGGAGAAAAAUCCAACCAGGAACUAAUACCACAUUGCUAAUGCAAAGGAGUUUAAUACUGAACAAUGGACAGCAUGCCAUAUUUAACCUCUUUUGUCUUCAUGCUUUCUGGGAUUUGAAUUCAAAUCUGAUUCAGUGGUUCCAAAGAAUGCUAUGAUUGAUAAUUAAUUUUUAUUAACUGAUCACACUACAUGUGUAUUUGAAAUGCAAAAAGCGUAUGACAGAGAGGUUUUGGUAACCUUUGAAUGCUUUCCUGCAGUUGGUAAUAAAAACUGGACAAUGAGAGUAACGGGAUGUGCUUUCUUAUGGGUGCUGGCUUCACUGCUGUGCUGUCAAUUAAUAACUUCUGCAGAACAUGAGGAUAUAGUGAAGCAUGCAAUAAAGCUACAUCGUGGGAAGGGAGCUGCUACUACUCAGAGGAAGCAGUGGCUUGUAGAAAAUUGCAGAAAGCUCUCUGGUCUCCUUCGUCAAAAGAAUGUGGUUCUCAACAAACUUAAAAGUGCAAUAAGAGCCGUGGAAAAGGACUCUGGGCUGUCACUUGAAGAGAGGACUUUUCAGGUCCACACAUUUGAAAUUUUCCAAAAGGAACUGAAUGAAAGUGAAAAUUCAGUCUUUCAAGCAAUCCAUGGACUCCAAAGAGCUCUUCAAGGUGAUUAUAAAGAUGUUGUGAACAUGAAAGAAAGUAGUCGGCAGCGACUAGAAGCCUUGAGAGAAGCUGCAAUAAAGGAAGAAACGGAAUAUGUUGAACUUCUAGCAGCAGAAAAGCAUCAAGCUGAAGCCCUGAAAAACAUGCAGCAUCAAAAUAAGAGUCUGUCCAUUCUUGAUGAGAUUCUCGAAGAUGUUAGAAAAGCAGCUGAUAGGCUGGAAGAGGAGAUAGAAGAGCAUGCCUUUGAUGACAACAAGUCAGUGAGAGGAGUUAAUUUUGAAGCUGUUUUAAGAGUGGAAGAGGAUGAAGCCGACACAAAAAGAAAUGUUUCAAAAAGAGAAGUAGAAGAUGAUUUGGGUCUAAGUAUGCUUAUUGACUCCCAAAACAAUCAGUACAUACUUACUAAACCCAGAGACUCGACCAUUCCACGUGCUGAUCACCAUUUUAUAAAGGAUAUUGUGACCAUAGGAAUGUUGUCUUUGCCUUGUGGCUGGUUAUGCACAACAAUAGGAUUGCCUACUAUGUUUGGGUACAUCAUUUGUGGAGUACUUUUGGGACCAUCAGGAUUAAACAGCAUUAAGUCAAUUGUACAGGUAGAGACAUUGGGAGAAUUUGGUGUAUUCUUCACCCUGUUUCUGGUUGGCCUGGAGUUUUCACCUGAAAGAUUAAGAAAGGUGUGGAAGGUAUCAUUGCAAGGACCCUGUUAUAUGACGCUGAUGAUGAUUGCAUUUGGCUUACUGUGGGGACACUUACUACAGAUUAGAGCAACUCAGAGCGUUUUCAUUGCUACUUGUUUAUCAUUAUCAAGCACACCGUUAGUAUCCAGAUUUCUAGCAGGAAGUUCUCGAGGAGAUAAGGAAGGUGAUAUUGAUUAUAGCAGUGUUCUACUUGCAAUGUUGGUAAUGCAGGAUGUACAGCUUGGCUUGUUUAUAGCUAUCAUGCCAACACUUAUUCAAGCUGGAGUUGGCACACAUUCUAGCAUUGUCAAGGAAAUACUGAGGAUAUUGACGCUGAUUGGACAGAUUCUCUUUUCAUUGGCUGCUGUCUUCUUUAUAUGUCUUGUUUUAAAGACUUAUCUAAUAGGACCAUACUACCGCAAGCUGCAUAUGGAAAGCAAAGGAAAUAAAGAAAUUCUAGUCCUAGGAAUAUCAGCGUUUAUGUUUCUUAUGCUAAUGGUUACAGAAUUAUUAGAUGUUUCAAUGGAACUUGGAUGUUUUCUAGCAGGAGCACUUAUUUCUUCUCAGGGUCACAUGGUUACCGAAGAGAUCAUGUCCUGUAUUGAACCAAUACGUGACUUCCUUGCCAUCAUAUUCUUUGCAUCAAUAGGUCUUCAUGUUUUCCCUACAUUUGUAAUAUACGAACUCACAGUCCUACUGUUCCUUACACUUUCAGUUGUAAUAAUGAAGUUUUUCCUGGCAGUCCUUGUCCUUUCUCUGAUUCUUCCAAAGAGCAGCCAGUACAUCAAAUGGAUUGUAUCUGCAGGUUUGGCUCAAGUCAGUGAGUUUUCCUUUGUCUUGGGAAGUAGAGCACGCAGAGCAGGGAUAAUUUCUCGAGAGGUCUACCUCCUUAUAUUGAGUGUAACUACUCUAAGUCUGUUGCUUGCACCAGCCUUGUGGAGAGCUGCAAUUAUGAAAUGUGUACCAAGACCAGAAAGACGAUUAAGCUCUUGAAGAUGUUUAUUACAGAAGCUUUCAUGUAGGACAUGUCUCUGUAGCCAUUCCAUUUUUCUAGAUAGAAAAGAAAUUGUUUCAUGUUCCUCUUUUAGAAGCUGUACACUGAUUAAACAAAAUACAUUUUCCAUAACACAUUCUUAUUUUUAUAAUAUGGAAGAAUAUGUGUUACAUUGUUUAUGCAAAAUCGGAUUUUUCUAAAAACUAUAAAUCUAAUCAUUGACUACUGUGCCUUUUUUGAACAUUGUGUUCGCUGAAGAGAACUUAAUUAACAUUUUAUGGUGCCCAUGGUACUGUUAUAGAACUCUGAAAUACAUUUUACUAGUCUAGUAUAAGCCACAAGUCAUGUAUUUUCUGUGGCAUAUAAAGUUUGUUUUUUUAUUUCAAAGGUAAGGUUGAAAAUUAUGAAAUCUAUUUAAGGAUUUAAAAUUCAUAUGCCUACAGAACAGUAUUUCCUCUGAUGUUUCCAUUUCAUUGUCUUGUAGUUAUUGUAACUUUGAUCAUACUGUAAUUGUUGAUUGAUAAAUAAUUUAUUGUGAUUAGAAAAGUCCUGUUGAAAUUUGUUAUCAAGAAUCAGUGUUAUGUGAAUUGUUUGAGACCAAAACUCAAUAGAAAUUGAAAAAAAAUCAGGGAUCAUAUAUUUAGGUUUUGUUUCUUCACCAGAUAGGCUAUUCAGCUAACAGCAAGAAGAAAUAACUUCAGUGUUUUCAAAAACUUUAUAACUCAGAAAAACAACCUCAAAGAGAAGAAUGAUAAUAAAUGCUUAGCUAUUAUACUUUUGAAUUAUAACUGAAUAUGUAAAUA
This is a messenger RNA of Eublepharis macularius, 3373 nucleotides long. It is a transcript of the gene SLC9D1, whose product is annotated as transmembrane and coiled-coil domains 3. The transcript has 13 exons. Bases 458 to 2569 code for a protein of 703 amino acids. Gene Ontology annotation, biological process: potassium ion transmembrane transport; proton transmembrane transport. Gene Ontology annotation, cellular component: membrane. NCBI's taxonomy places the organism in Eukaryota, Metazoa, Chordata, Lepidosauria, Squamata, Eublepharidae. The record is from RefSeq and is a predicted model, not a curated record. Gene Ontology annotation, molecular function: potassium:proton antiporter activity.